Molecule: messenger RNA, 2989 nt
Organism: Oppiella nova
Lineage: Eukaryota; Metazoa; Arthropoda; Arachnida; Sarcoptiformes; Oppiidae
Source: the annotation of a GenBank genome assembly
AUGUUAGGCGACGGCGACUAUAAGCUUAUUAUCGCUGACUUUGGUUUCCAUACAAAUAAACCUAAACUUAAGGUAUAUCGAGGGACAGUAUUGCAAACUGAGAGCAGUCUAGUGGAUAUACCGGCCAGUAUUGCGGUGUUUCAUAUGGAUGGCAACGAUCCGCAAACACCGGCUAUAGCUGUGGCGUCGGGCGCCUACCUCUAUGUCUACAAAAACAUGAAACCCUUUUACAAGUUUUCUUUACCCACUCUGGAAGUGAAUGGUAUGGAAAGGGAUGCCUGGAGUCAAGUGAAGGACGAAAAGAUCGAUACGUUGAUGCUUAAGGAUGUGUUGAAUAAUAUACGGUUAGAGAUCGGCGAUACCGGUCUGACCAGCCGUUCCCAGGCAUUCAUCGCACUGACCAACUCGGCAGAGAUGGACACAUUUGUGGACACAUAUAAGGAUCAGCCCCUCAAGAGACUGACUGUUGUCACGUGUCUGACGACGAUGAAGAAGACAGUGUCGGAUGAGAAUGCCGUCAGUUGUCUGGUGAUGGGCACUGAGAACCGGGACGUCUAUAUCCUAGAGCCCGACGCCUUCACUAUAUUAGUGACCGCAACGGUUCCGGCGGUUCCCGUGUUUAUCGAAGUGAACGGUCUGUUUGACGUGGAGUACCGGCUACUGGUGUCGUGUAGGGACGCCCACAUCUAUGCCAUCAAACGGGGCUACAAAACGGGUCGACUGUGUCUGCAAUUGAAUUCACAACCCGUGGGUCUGUUGAGAGUCAACAACCAUAUAGUGAUCGCAACGAUGAACCAAAUGCUCAGCACUUUCACCACAAAAGGUAACUGUCUGUGGAGUGUUGAACAGCCGGCGCUCAUCACAGCAAUUGAGUCAAUAGAGGUGGAGCGCCAGAGUCUGAAACUGAUUGCUGUGGCCCUGGAGUGCAAACAAAUCCAUUUAUAUCAAGACAGACAUAAAGUGGAUAUCUUGGACACCGACGACAUUGUGGUGGCCAUGAAGUACGGGCGCUUCGGAAGGGAGGACAACACUCUGGUGAUGGUCUCCCGGAACGGCAGUCUCACCGUUAAGAUACUGAAACGGACGGCAAAGUUCGCGGUCAAGGAGUUCGUCGACUCACCCGUACUGGCAGUCAACUCGAGGCUCAAUAUUCCCAAAAAGACUAAAUUGUUUGUCGACCAGACUAUGAGGGAAAGGGAACAGUCCAUCAGUAUUCACCGUACGUUUCAACACGACUUAUAUCGACUCAAAUUAAUAGCCGCAAGGUCUUAUGUCAAAGCCAUUGCUUCCAGCCUUAAUCCCUUGUCAUCCAAUGCUAUCGACCCCUUAAAGUUAUCCGCACAGGUGCACGGAUUGGGCCCUAUAUUUAGACUGGUAUUAGAGUUGCAAAAUACAUCACCGGACACACCGUCGAUGGACCUGUUGAUGACCUUCCAGUGCGAUGUCCGCAUCUAUACCAUUGAUAGGUCGGUCAUUCGCGUGCCAUUCCUGGCGCCGGGAUUUAUCUAUCCGUUCGCCACACGAAUAGUACUUGUGGUCAAGUCGGAUGAGAUAAUACCUAUAAUUACAGCCGUCAUCAAUAUGCCCGCCAUUAUGGACAGUAUAUCAGAGGCAAUCCUAAGGUGUCGGAAGGCAUUCAAUAGGAAUAUCACCCGAAAUGUUGAGUUCCGUAAAGAGCAGCUCAAAGCCAUCCAUCGAUUGCUUUCUGAAAAUGAAGAAAUGUUUGUCGACUCACUUGAAUUGGAUUUCAAAAAGCCCAAGAAUGAGGUGAUAAUGAAUGAGUUGGAGGUAACCAAAAAUGAUUUGGUCUAUCAGUUGGACAAUAUUGAUGAAUACGUUAAGCGCAGACCAGUCGACAAAUUAGGCUUUUCUGUGGUCGACGAGCCCUUCAUUCAGUACGAGCCCUACGCUGCCAUUACAGCGGGUAACUGUGCCAUUAUAAAGCCCUCAGAAGUGCCCAAAAACACUGAACACCUUCUGUCGGAACUUAUACCACAAUAUUUGGAUAAUAACUGCUAUCACGUGAUAACUGGUGGACCGGAAGUGUCGACAGAGUUAUUGAGGCAUAGGUUUGAUUACAUAUUCUUCACGGGCUCUACAACUGUGGGACGUAUUGUCUACGAGAGCGCAGCCAAACACUUAACACCCGUUACGCUGGAGUUGGGCGGCAAGAGCCCCCUUUGGAUCGAUGAGACUGUAGGAGACCUGGAGGUGGCCUGUCGUCGCCUACUUUGGGCUAAACUUAUAAACUUGGGCCAGACAUGUGUGGCACCCGAUUACGUGAUAACCACAUCCAAAUGUCAAACGCUGUUCAUCGGGACAGCCAUUAAGAUAUUGAAUGAAUUUUGUGGUUCAGAUCCGCAGAAGUCGAUGGGUUUGUCUCGUUUUGUGAACGAAAGGAACUUCAAUAGAGUUCACACUCUUCUCAGCGCCACUCAGGGCAAUAUAGUGUACGGAGGAAAGACAGACUUAGAGGACAGGUAUAUCGAGCCCACAAUAGUAGCCGACGUUCCGCCGGACGACUCGUUAAUGUCUGAAGAGAUAUUUGGACCCAUUUUGCCGAUACUUAUAGUGCGAGACGUUUGCGAAGCCAUUGCUUUCAUCCGAAGUCGUGACAAACCUCUGGCUCUCUAUGUGUUCAGUAGUGACGACCAAACUAUCAAUAAGUUUGUGGACCAGACAUCCAGUGGUGUGUUCUGUGCCAACGAUGCCAUCAUUAAUUUGAUGCUGGAUAGUCUGCCGUUUGGUGGUGUCGGCAAUUCAGGCACCGGUAGAUAUCACGGCAAAUGGUCUUUUGAGACCUUCUCUCAUAUGAAGGGAUCACUGAUUCGUAACUAUAAUAAAGAGAUGGAAGCGAUGACACAGAACCGUUAUCUGCCGUUCAGUGACGAGAAGACCGAUGCCAUGAAGAAUAUGGUUAGAAAGCCGGCGCCCUAUGAGAUGCCCGACAAUCGCUUUAUUAAUGAUUAGUAUUUAUACAAUAUUUCCA